Asparagus officinalis (garden asparagus) is the source of this 1324-nucleotide messenger RNA. Its product is annotated as protein FAR1-RELATED SEQUENCE 11-like. The transcript has 2 exons. The record is from RefSeq and is a predicted model, not a curated record. NCBI's taxonomy places the organism in Eukaryota, Viridiplantae, Streptophyta, Magnoliopsida, Asparagales, Asparagaceae. Bases 39 to 902 code for a protein of 287 amino acids.
GGAUCCUCUACUAACGAGGGAGUUGCUAAUAUCUCCUAAUGAACAAAUCUCAGCCGUUCAUUUUACAUCAACGGCCAGUAUCCUCACUACACAUCCCCAUGAAGUUCUCUCUCCCCUUCACAACCCCCUUCAACAUCCUGCAGCUCCCUCUCUCCCCCUCCCUCUCUCCCCCUCCAAGAUCAUCGGCGCUCGGCGCUCUCUCCCCCUCGAUCUCGAUUCGCGAGCUCACCGCAGAUCUGGACCACCUCCGCGAGCCGACCCCGCCGUUGAUCUCUCUCUCUCUCGAUCUCGAUCUCGAUCCGCGAGCGGAGUUCGUCGCAGAUCUGGACCACCUCCGCGAGCUCUCUCUCUUCCCCAAAAUUCCUCCGCGAGAUUCCUCCUCCGACGCUGCAGGCAUUAUGGAAGAGCCUGUGGAAGAAAACAAUGAUAGUUUGGAGCGUUUAAAAGAAGACUUAAAACCUAAAUUUUUUAUGGAGUUUGAUUCUGAGAUCGAUGCAUAUGACUUUUAUAACGAAUAUGCACGCAGUGAAGGCUUUAGCAUUAGAAGAGCUGCUUAUGCUGCAGAUAAACAAGGUGUACUCACUUCAAGAACAUUUGUUUGUUGUAAGGAAGGUUUGCGGAAGGCGGAUAAGAGAGACGAUUUGACGAGAAAUCCAAGAGGAGAGACAAGGACUAAUUGUGGAGCGGUUAUGGGGAUUAAGUUGGUAAGGCGUACUGGCAAGUAUUAUGUUUAUCGUUUCUCUGAAGAGCAUAACCAUCCUCUUAUCAGCCAAGAAUCUGUCCAUUUUAUGCCAUCUCAUCAAAAAAUCACAUCAACAAAUGAAGCCUUUUUAGACUUGACAGCAAAUUCAGGUCUUUCGCCGAAGUCUGCAUUUGAAUUAAUGGGUCAACAAGCACAUUAAUUUUGUUGUACAUGCACAUAAUAAAACUGAAGAUAAAUAUUCCUUACUACAAUUUACAGAUCAAAGAAACCCUCUAAAUAGGAGAAAGAAAACUAUUCUACAGACGGACUUGACUUAAAAACAAAGACCAUCCCCGCCAGUCAUGUUGUUUAUAACUCCUUCGAUUAUGUUCUUCACUUCAGCCUUUCUAUCUAUGAGGUCAGAACAAUAACCAGUUUGAGUAUGCUUAUCAAGCUUUUCCUUCACUUUUGCCUUAUUUUUCCAUGCAUGAAGACAUUAUUGUCAGAAGCUGAAGAAUAGACCAAACUUAUUAAAGAAACACAUUAACCAGUUUGAGAAAAAAGGAACUGUAAAUAUGCACAAGGAAAUGUAAUACUCAUAUGAGGAAAACACCAUGAGAAUUAAGAUUUAACCAUGACUCA